AUGGGUUUACUGAAGGGCCUCCACCAAGCCAGGAAGCUGCUGCUCGUCAUCUUCGUGCCGCUCCUAAUGCUGCCUCUGCCCAUGCUUCACCCCAGCAGCGAGGCUGCGUGUGCUUACGUGUUGAUCGUGACUGCUGUGUACUGGGUGUCCGAGGCGGUGCCUCUUGGAGCUGCAGCCCUGGUGCCUGCCUUCCUCUACCCGUUCUUUGGAGUCCUGCGAUCCAGCGAGGUGGCGGCCGAGUACUUCAAGAACACCACGCUGCUGCUGGUGGGUGUCAUCUGCGUGGCGGCGGCUGUGGAGAAGUGGAACCUGCACAAGCGCAUCGCUCUGCGCAUGGUCCUGAUGGCCGGAGCCAAGCCGGGCAUGCUGCUGCUCUGCUUCAUGUGCUGCACCACGCUGCUGUCCAUGUGGCUCUCCAACACGUCCACCACCGCCAUGGUCAUGCCCAUCGUGGAGGCCGUGCUGCAGGAGCUGGUCAGGGCCGAGGAGGAGCAGCUCGCGGCCGGCAGCUCCAGCGCCGAAGAGGCCGAGCCCAUCAAUCCCGAUGUAAACAACAGCCAACCUUCCCUGGAACUCAUCUUUGUCAAUGAAGACACGUCGAAUGCAGACUUCAGUUCUCUGAUGCAGAACAAGAACCUGAAUGGCGUGCCCGCCAUCACCAGCUCCGCCAGAGCAGCAAACCACCAGGACAAGAAGCAGCGCGCGUCUCAGGAAAAGCCACCAGUCCUGACCCCCAGCCCCAGGAACCAGGAACUCAAAAGAAAGUACAAGUCCCAGCAUGACCAAAUGAUCUGCAAGUGCCUCUCUCUGAGCAUCUCUUAUGCCGCCACCAUUGGGGGCCUGACCACCAUCAUUGGCACCUCCACCAGCCUCAUUUUCUUGGAACACUUCAAUAACCAGUAUCCAGCAGCAGAAGUGGUCAACUUCGGCACCUGGUUCCUCUUCAGCUUCCCCAUCUCCCUCAUCAUGCUGGUGGUCAGCUGGUUCUGGAUGCACUGGCUGUUCCUGGGCUGCAAUUUUAAAGAGACCUGCUCUCUGAGUAAGAAGAAGAAGACCAAAAGGGAAGAGUUAUCAGAGAAGAGGAUCCAAGAGGAAUAUGAAAAGCUGGGAGCCAUUACCUACCCGGAAAUGGUGACUGGAUUUUUCUUCAUCCUGAUGACGGUGCUGUGGUUUACCCGGGAGCCUGGCUUUGUUCCUGGUUGGGAUUCCUUCUUUGAAAAGAAGGGCUACCGCACCGACGCCACAGUCUCUGUCUUCCUUGGCUUCCUCCUCUUCCUGAUUCCAGCGAAGAAGCCUUGCUUCGGGAAAAAGAACGAUGGGGAAGACCAGGAGCCCUCACCGGGGACGGAGCCCAUGAUCACGUGGAAGGACUUCCAGAAGACCAUGCCCUGGGAGAUUGUCAUUCUGGUGGGAGGAGGCUAUGCUCUGGCUUCUGGCAGCAAGAGCUCUGGCCUUUCCACGUGGAUUGGGCACCAGAUGUUGUCUCUGAGUAGCCUCCCACCGUGGGCCGUCACCCUGCUGGCGUGCAUCCUGGUGUCCAUUGUCACAGAGUUUGUGAGCAAUCCGGCCACCAUCACCAUCUUCCUGCCCAUCCUGUGCAGCCUGUCCGAAACGCUGCACAUAAAUCCACUCUACACCCUGAUCCCAGUCACCAUGUGCAUCUCCUUUGCAGUGAUGCUGCCAGUGGGAAACCCCCCUAACGCCAUCGUCUUCAGCUAUGGGCACUGCCAGAUUAAAGAUAUGGUGAAGGCUGGUCUGGGGGUCAAUGUCAUUGGCCUGGUGAUAGUGAUGGUGGCCAUCAAUACAUGGGGAAUUAGCCUCUUCCACCUGGACACUUUUCCCGCCUGGGCUAAGGUCAGUAACAUCACUGAUCAGGCCUAACAGAAGUGGGCAAAUGGCCCAACCAAAGGAGCUGCCAGCACCCGGCAGAAUCUGACCAACAGGCCAAGCAAACCACCAGGAGUGCAAAACCCCCAGCAGAAGAUUCCGCCAGCUACCACCUCGAGUGAAUUGCAGGGAGCCUUCAACAACCAAAUGCACAGGCUCGGAUG
This is a messenger RNA of Orcinus orca (killer whale), 2051 nucleotides long. RefSeq names its product solute carrier family 13 member 4 (gene SLC13A4). The coding region runs from base 1 to 1881 and encodes 626 amino acids. The transcript has 16 exons. Gene Ontology annotation, biological process: monoatomic anion transmembrane transport. Gene Ontology annotation, cellular component: membrane. The record is from RefSeq and is a predicted model, not a curated record. Gene Ontology annotation, molecular function: transmembrane transporter activity. NCBI's taxonomy places the organism in Eukaryota, Metazoa, Chordata, Mammalia, Artiodactyla, Delphinidae.